Messenger RNA from Austrofundulus limnaeus, 4811 nucleotides. RefSeq names its product cache domain containing 1 (gene cachd1). Gene Ontology annotation, cellular component: voltage-gated calcium channel complex. The record is from RefSeq and is a predicted model, not a curated record. Gene Ontology annotation, molecular function: voltage-gated calcium channel activity. NCBI's taxonomy places the organism in Eukaryota, Metazoa, Chordata, Actinopteri, Cyprinodontiformes, Rivulidae.
GUUUAUUUUUACGUUUACAACUUCUGUUGUGUUUGAGGAAACUCGUUGUAACAACUUUUUCAAUCAUUGCGCAAYAAUAAAUGGUUAAUGCACAUGCAAUAACGAAACAUGACAGUUAACAGAGUAACAAUUUGGUMAUGAAAAUGUGUGUUUCAUGUUUUUGUUGUUUUAAGUGACGUUCGGCUCGAUUGUUUUAUUUGUCGGUGAUMAUUUUUCCCAGCUUCCAUAAACGCAUCAUGCGACCCUGAUCCAUUGAUCGAGAGAUCCAGGCGCCGCUGGGACUCCUCGCUGGGUUUCCACGCCUCCUACUUUCACCCCCAUUGUGGUGAGUCUCCGGCUCUCUCACACACUUUGCCAGACUUCGAGGAGUUGGAUCGAAGAGGGAACACCGACAACGUAGAAGAACACACACAAAAACAAAACAAAAACAUCCCUUUUCUUCCUCCGCCGGGAUUCRCCUCCUUCAGGGAUUUAAAAAAGUAGAUGCGACGGUUGUUGGAAAUGUUGGAGUGUCGCACCGGAGGGACGGAGCUCACGCACUCUACGCUGCGAAGUUGUAAAAGAAGUUCCCUUGAAGUUCGUGUUUUUCCGCCACCGCGCUCCUCCAGCCUGUGAACCUCCCACCGUCAUGGCGAGGCGAACCGGGGACAAACSUCGGGCUUUGACGCCGAGCGCGAGCGCUGCUUCCCGGAGUGAGCAGCUUCGCCUCCUCGGCGGCGGCGGCUCGUUCUGCCGCUUGGUUCUAAUCUGUUCGGCUCUGUCUGCUUGUGGAUCCUGCGGAGCGGAGACCGACUUCUCUAUCCUGGAAGAAGCUCAAGUUUUGGCGGAGCAGAUGAAAAAGCUUUCCUCGCAGGAGUUGGGAGUCUUUACUAUGCAGAGGAUUUUCAACUCGUUCGUGUACACAGAGAAGACAUCAAACGGAGAGACAGAAGUGCAGCAGCUCGCUAAGAAGAUUCGUGAGAAGUUCAACCGUUACCUGGAYGUGGUGAACAGGAACAAACAGGUGGUGGAGGCCUCGUACACCGCCCACCUCACCUCUCCACUCACUGCAAUUCAGGACUGCUGCUCCAUCCCAGCAUCUAUGAUGGAGUUUGAUGGGAACUUUAACACCAACGUCUCCAAGACCAUCUGCUGCGACAGACUUUCUCCCAACGUCAACAGCAGAGCCUUCAACCCGGGGCGAGAGCUCAACUCAGUGUUGGCCGACAACCUGAAGUCCAACCCGGGGAUAAAGUGGCAAUACUUCAGCUCUGAGGAGGGCAUCUUCACCGUCUUCCCUGCCCACAAGUUCCACUGCAAAGGAAACUACGAGCAUCGCAGCCGACCUGUGUACGUAUCUGCAGUCCGUCCACAGUCCAAACACAUUGUUGUGAUGGUGGAUCAUGGAGCGUCCAUAACUGACACCCAGCUUCAGAUCGCCCGGGACUCUGCGCUGGUCAUCCUCAACGCCAUUGAUGAACAUGACAAGAUCUCCGUCCUGUCUGUGGCAGAGACCGUUCGCUCCUGUUCUCUGGACCAGUGCUAUAAGAGUCUGCUSUCUCCAGCCACCAGCGAGACUAAGAGGAAGAUGAGCACCUUCAUCUCCAACAUCAAGRUCUCUAAUGGAGCCACCCAGCACGCAGCUGGCUUCCAGAAAGCUUUCCAGCUGCUUCGCAACACCAGCAGUCUCAGUAAACAGAGCAGCACUACAGACGUGGUUAUCAUCUACCUGUCGUCUGGUGUUACGUCUCGAGACGCGUCAGAGCUGGAGAAGAGAGCCACCCUCAGUGUGGUCAGAGAGGAGAACCGACACCUCAACAACUCUGUCAUGAUCCUGACUUACGCUCUCAUGAACGAGGGAGUCACCGGUUUGAAGGAGCUGGCCUUCCUGAGGGACCUCGCCGAGCAGAAUUCUGUGAAGUACGGCGUCGAUCGAGCGUUCCGAGACCGCUCCUCGGCCGCGUCGCCGCCCGGAUCGGCCGGAGCGUCGGUGAUGCCGGUGGUGAAGGGCAGCAUGAUGGUGCUGAACCAGCUGAGCAACCUGGAGACGACRGUGGGCCGCUUUUACAUCAACCUGCCCAAUCGCAUGAUCGACCUGGCCCGCUUCAGCCUGCCCUACUCUGACCCMAUGGGAGAUGGGUUCAUCAUGACUGUGAGUCGGCCGUGUUAUUUUGGGAACAUGCUGCUGGGUGUGGUCGGCGUUGACGUCAACCUUGCCUACAUCCUAGAGGACGUCACCUACUAUCAAGACUCACUGGCUUCAUACACCUUCCUCAUUGACAACAAAGCCUUCCUUUGGGCAGCCAGGUUAUUGCCGUGCCGGUGAACUCCUCUCUGUCCUGGCACACCAACCGACUCAGGGACAACAGCAAAGACGCGUAUAACGUCAGCUAUGCCUGGAAACUGGUCCAGGACACGUCUUUCGUCCUGUGCAUYGUGUACGUGCAGCCAGAGAUCCCCGUGAAGCAGCUGAAGAACCUGAACACUGCUCCCAGCUCCAAGCUGCUCUACCAUCGUUUGGACCUGCUGGGUCAGCCCAGCUCCUGCCUGCACUUCAAGCAGCUCGCCACUGUUGAAUCCCCCACCGUGAUGCUGUCAGCUGGAAGCUUCUCCUCCCCCUACGAGCACCUCAGCCAGCCCGAAACAAAGCGGAUGGUGGAGCACUACACCGCCUAUCUGAGCGAUAACACCAGGCUCAUUGCCAAUCCGGGCCUCAAGUCCUCUGUCAGGAACGAGGUUAUGGCGACCAGUCACGUUACGGAUGAGUGGAUGACACUAAUGGAAAUGAGUAGCCUCAACUGCUACAUUGUGCGCCGUUACAUAGCAACGCCCAGCGGGGUGCUCCGGAUUUACCCGGGAUCGCUGAUGGACAAAGCGUUCGACCCGACCCGCAGACAAUGGUACCAGCAUGCUGUGGCUAACCCUGGUCUCAUCACCUUCACCGGUCCGUACCUGGAUGUUGGCGGCGCCGGCUACGUCGUCACCAUCAGUCACACCAUUCAUGCCUCCAGUUCUCAGAUGGCUCCUGGUUAUGCGGUUGCAGUGAUGGGCAUAGACUUCACUCUUCGCUACUUCUACAAGGUCCUGCUGGAUCUGUUGCCCAUCUGCAACCAGGACAAAGGCCACAAGCUCAGGUGCUUCAUAAUGGAGGACAGAGGCUACCUGGUCGCUCACCCCACGCUCAUUGACCCUAAAGGUCAUGCCCCUGCAGAACAGCAGCACAUCACACACAAGGAGCCACUCGUGGCCAACGACAUCCUGAACCACCCCAACUUUGUCAAGAAGAACCUGUGCAACAGCUUCAGCGACCGCACGGUGCAGCGCUUCUACAAGUUCAACACCAGCAUAAUGGAACCCCAGCUGUGAGGUGCAUCAAGAACCAGUCAGUCUGAAUGUGAUUGAUCCCAGUCUGCAGGACACCCUGCCCCAGUGCAUCAACACCCGCUGCAGCCAGAGAUACAGCAGCAGUGAUUGUUUCGGUGUGUUGGACUGUGAGUGGUGCAUGGUGGACAGCGAUGGGAAGACCCACCUGGACAAGCCGUACUGCGCCCUGCAGAAGGAGUGUUUUGGUGGCAUCGUCGGUGCCAAGAGUCCKUACGCAGACGGUCUGGGUCUGGUUGACGAGGAGGUGGCGUCUUUGAACAUGAUCAAGAGCGCCCCCGUGGGUCCAGUCGCUGGGGGCAUCAUGGGCUGCAUCAUGGUGCUGGUGUUGGCUGUGUACGCGUACCGACACCAGAUCCACAGACGCUCACACCAGCACAUGUCGCCGCUGGCUGCACAGGAAAUGUCUGUGAGAAUGUCCAACCUGGACAACGAGCGGGAUGAGAGGGAUGAAGACAGCCACGAGGACAGAGGAAUCAUCAGCAACACCAGAUUUAUAGCGGCGGUGAUCGAGAGGCACACUCACACGCCUGAACGGAGACGGAGGUACUGGGGUCGAUCCGGGACGGAGAGCGACCACGGCUACAGCACCAUGAGUCCACAGGAGGACAGCGAGAACCCGCCCGGAAACAACGACCCGCUCUCGGCGGGCGUCGACGUCAGCAACCACGACGACGACCUGGACCUGGACACGCCCCCGCAGACGGCGGCGCUGCUGAGCCACAAGUUCCACCCGUACAGGCACGCGCACACGCACCACCAYCCGCUGCACACGCACCACCUGCAGGCGGCGGUGACGGUGCACAGCGUGGACGCAGAGUGCUGAUCCUCACCUCCCUGACGGGGGAGCGGGACAGAACCUGGUUUUCAUAAAGACGUUUUUAUUUUUUUUAAAAACCAACCAAGGUGGAAUAACGGACACAGAAAUAAAUGUCAGCGUCGGGGCCAAAGCAGCUGGGAUUUUCUGUUUGUCUUCCGGACUACGAGGACAACCUGCUGGAGCAAACAAAAUGCCGUAUGAGCCUUUUCAUCAAACACUACCAGGAGACAAAUGGAGCCUAAAAGCUUUAUGGGGAGACGAAUCAUUUCUCAGUGUUGGACAGGAUGAGUGGAGAACUGGAUUACAGCCGGGGCCCGACGAGGAGCCCUUUGACUGUUGUAGGCAGUUCCCCUGCAAAGGCCUCUAGCUGAGAGGUGCAUGAAGGGAACAAGCGCUCUGAAAACUGGGAGGCAUCUCUGCUGAAGAAUAAAGACUUUUUUAAAACGAAGAACUGGAUUUAGAGGGAUUCUGACGUUAUUUCUCCUAAYUUUCCCUUUUCAUUUCCGGACUUGUUUUUCUCUGAAAGUUGCAGCUCCUGGAUUCACCCAURAUGUGGGAAAACAUCUGAACACUUUCCUGAAUGUCUGUAAACUUCACUGUAGGACGUUUCACAUAAGAAAACAUAAGAGUA